CUUCGAGGGGGCCUGUCGGGAUGGUCCGUUUGUUUCAACUUCUAUUUUUCUUCUUUUUUUGGCAGCCAUAAAGAACCGCCAAACAGCAUCGUCAGUCGCGCUCAUCUUUUGUUUUUCCUUCCUUUUUAUUUUUUCCGUUUGUUAUGCUUCGCAACCCCGAUGCGGUCACUUCGAUGACGCGCCUGUCCGCCACCGCGCUGCUUCGCCGUGGCCUGCGCGUGCUGGUCCCGCUGUCCGCGUUGCUGACUGUGUAUCUGUACCUAUAUCCGGUCUUCAAGUCGUGCGCAUUCCCGCUUCCGCCGUCGUCGCUGCUGCCUGAGAACCAGGGUUCAGCCUUCCUCGAGACGGCCAAGGUGCAUUGGCACUCUGUUGCCGGCACUGGUGCGAACGCGACCGUGUUCGUCCCCUCGCACCCGCCAGCGCCAUUUCGCUUGCUCGCCCUCGGCGACCCGCAGCUCGAGGGCGACACCUCGAUUCCGACCGACUACCUUGGCGUCUUCCCGCACCUGACGAGCCUGUUGCGCCAUGUGACGUUCCGGUCGAGCGACUUGUCCCUGCGGCACCGCAUACGCCUGAGCCUCCACGACAUCAUCGACAUCUUCCUCGAGGAUACCUUCGACGCUCUCGAGUCGCUGCGCAAGCGUAUCGACCUCUUCGGCAACGACUUCUACCUUGCCCACAUCUACCGCACCGUGCAUUGGUGGACACGCCCGACGCACGUCGCUGUGCUGGGCGACCUGGUCGGCAGCCAAUGGCUCGAUGAAGACGAGUUCUACCGCCGCGCCGACCGCUACUGGAAGCGCGUGUUCCGCGGUGCCGAGCGCGUGCCGGACGAUCUAGCUGCGUACCCGGCCGACGAGUACGACCUGGCAGGCAAUCUCGGGGGCGGCCCCUUCAACGAGUCGACCGCUUGGACCCGCCGCAUCGUCAACGUGGCCGGCAACCACGACAUCGGCUACGCCGGCGACAUCACUGAGGAGAGGGUCGAGAGGUUCGAGCGCGCAUUCGGCAAACUCAACUACGAGCUCCGCUUCGAAUUGCCCCUCACAAAUUCCACGCUGGCCGAGACCGUCUUCGAAGCCGACGGCACUUCGGACCGCCUAGUCCCCGAGCUGCGCAUCGUCGUGCUCAACGACAUGAACCUCGACACGCCCGCGGCCUCCACCGCCCUGCAGGAUGACACCUACGCCUUCAUCAACAGCGUCAUCAACACAGCCGCAGCCGUCGAGUUCAAAGGCCACUUCACCCUUAUUCUGACCCACGUGCCACUGUACAAGCCUGAGGGCGUCUGCGUCGACGACCCCUUCUUCGACUUUCACGAGCACGACGGCAGCCUCAAGGAGCAGAACCAGCUCAGCGGCGCCGCCAGCAAGGGCUUCCUCGAGGGCAUCCUGGGCAUGUCGGGCAACACCAAGGCCCCCGGCCGUGGCCGGGGCCGGCGCGGCAUCAUUCUCAACGGCCACGACCACGAGGGCUGCGAUACGUGGCACUACAUCAACCAGUCGGUCGCGGACGCGGAGCAGCGGCAGUGGGAGGUGAAGCGCUGGCGGCAGGCAGUUGGGGCCGGCAUCGUCGGCCGCGACGAGCUGCCCGGCGUCAGGGAGAUCACGGUCCGCAGCAUGAUGGGCGACUUUGGCGGCAACGCGGGCCUUCUGAGCGUCUGGUUCGACGAGGCCAGCUGGGAGUGGAAGGCCGAGUAUGCCACGUGCCCGCUCGGGAAGCAGCACCUGUGGUGGGUCGUGCACAUCCUGGAUCUCGUUGUGGUUGUCGGCAUCUUGCUACUUGUCUUCACCGCGGUGCUGUCGGUUGCUGGCAUUGAUGUGGACAAGGCUGUGGAGGAGUCAAUAUUGCGGCUUUGCACGCUGCAGAGGAAGGUUGCCCAACCUUCCACGUCAGUAAGAGGGAGCGCACCGCCCAAGGACGGUGGCUCCGGAUCAUAAUGGGGCUGUCUGUUGUAACAAGCGGGCAGCCAGGCGGCUUAUCAAGACCCCUGGGAAGCUUCAAAUACCUCGGGCUAUUACAGAGUGCAAGCUUGAACGGCUGGGC
Molecule: messenger RNA, 2046 nt
Organism: Thermothielavioides terrestris NRRL 8126
Lineage: Eukaryota; Fungi; Ascomycota; Sordariomycetes; Sordariales; Chaetomiaceae
Exons: 2
Coding region: 174-1940 (588 amino acids)
Biological process (GO): GPI anchor biosynthetic process
Cellular component (GO): endoplasmic reticulum
Source: RefSeq, a predicted model, not a curated record